Messenger RNA from Medicago truncatula (barrel medic), 1465 nucleotides. RefSeq names its product putative F-box protein At3g16210. The transcript has a single exon. Bases 89 to 1267 code for a protein of 392 amino acids. Lineage: Eukaryota; Viridiplantae; Streptophyta; Magnoliopsida; Fabales; Fabaceae. Gene Ontology annotation, molecular function: protein binding. The record is from RefSeq and is a predicted model, not a curated record.
UAUAUAAUUAGAGUAAAACAGAAACAAGAAAUCAACAAACACUUCAAUUUCACAGCAAUUGCUCACGAGUAAACCAUCUUUUGAGAAGAUGAUGAGAUCAACGAAUUCUGUUACAGCUGAAAAGGUUAGCAAUUAUAUUCAUGAUGAUCUUGCAUUUUCCAUUCUGUCCAAAUUGCCUCUUAAAUCUUUGAAACGGUUUAGUUGCGUACGUAAAUCAUGGUCUCGCUUAUUUGAAAAUCCUAAUUUCAUGAACAUGUACCGUAAUUAUUUCAUAUCUAGUACUUAUGAGGAGGAUGGUUCAUAUCCCGUACUUAUGAGGAGGAUGGUUCAUCAUGUGUUAUAUUUGCUUUUUGGUGAGAGGUUUGAGAAUAAGGUCAAAUUAGAUUGGCCACCUCCAUUUCAAGAGGAUAAUAUAGGUAUUCAUAUUCUAGGUCCGGUUAUUAACGACAAUUUUUGUCUCUAUCAAGGACGAGAACCUGUUGUUAUAUUAUGGAACCCAGGUACCGAGGAAUACAAGGUCCUUCCUCCCAGCCCUACCGAAUCACCUGUAAUUUAUGAGGAAGUCUAUUAUUAUGUUCAUGGAUUUGGUUAUGACCAUGUUAGAGAUGACUACAAAGUCAUUCGAUACGUAGAAUAUCUAGAUGUACGUGAUGAUUUUGAAGAUGAUAUGGAAGGUGAGCCAAUUAGCCUGUUACGUGACGACAUGUGGGAGAUAUAUAACCUAAGAAGCAACUCUUGGAGAAAACUUGAUCUGGAUCUGCCUCGUGCUCAUCGCGGUUGGGUAGGUGUCUACGUGUACAUGAAUGGAGUAUGUCAUUGGUAUCAAGAUGAAUUUGAGCAUAAGGGAUAUUUGGUGUCAUUUGACUUAAGCAAUGAGGUGUAUUGUACAACACCCCUGCCCUUGUAUAUGAAUGAUGGUUUUGAUUCUGUAUUUUUGUUGAGAUACUUGAUGGUAUUAAAUGACCACAUUGCUUUGAUCUCAAACUAUGUAGAAAUGACUACUUUUCACAUAUCUAUUUUGGGUGAACUCGGUGUGAAGGAGUCUUGGACUAAACUCUUCAUUAUUGGGCCUUUACCUUGCAUUGAGCAUCCUAUUGGAGAGGGAAAGAAUGGUGAUUUAUUCUUCAGUAGAAAAGAUGGCGAACUAGUCAGGUAUAAUUUAAGCACCCAAGUGAUUGAUGAGCUUGGUCUUAAAGGGGAAUUUAGUUGUUGUCAGAUUGUCAAUUACAUGGAAAGCUCUCUUCCUAUUGGACAAAUAAUUGAUUGAUUAUUAGGGUUCUUUCCUAUAUGCACUUUUUUUACUUAUUUGUAAGAAUGAUAUUUCCUUUACUCAAUGACCUCCAAUUUUAUGUAAAAAAUAAGGUAUAUUUGGGAUCUUGAACUUGACAAGCUAAUGUACACAUCAUGGCUUUACUUUGCGGUCAUUUUUUAAUAAAUUGAACAAUAUUAUCUGUUCUGUUAAAUA